Molecule: messenger RNA, 708 nt
Organism: Dibothriocephalus latus
Lineage: Eukaryota; Metazoa; Platyhelminthes; Cestoda; Diphyllobothriidea; Diphyllobothriidae
Source: the annotation of a GenBank genome assembly
AUGUCGACCCCGAUAAUUGCCAGCUGCUUGCUAAUAAUUGGGAGACUGGCGAGUGCUGCUCCUGUUUCACAAUCUGAGCUAUGUACUCAGGAGGAAAUGGCAAACGAAAUCCAAUGCAUGCAGGUGUUACCUGAAGCCAGCUACUCCUAUCCCCGAGGCUAUACGGUAGACAUGCAUUGUGUUAUCGCAAAUCAACACGGAAAGGUCCAGUGGAGGGCAAAAUCAGUACUGCUUGCCAAUACUUCCAUAUAUGUUGCAGGUUACGAUCGCUCUCUGAUCGGAGGUCCAAGGCUUAGCAUGUUUGGAGACAGUUCAAAAGGUGAGCACAAUCUUCGCAUCAGUAACAUCUCCGAGGAGGAUGCUGGUGAAUACGAGUGCCAAGUCACCCCAGUGGAAAACCUCGGACAACCGCUCCUUCGACGGAGGACAUAUCUAACCGUUCUGGGUUUGUUAAUCUAUAUUUUGAAUGUCAAAUAUUCUCGAUGGCCGUUUGAUGCAGUCAUCCCAUCUCAUCCGGAGCUGAAAGUGAAUGACCUACCUUUGCCGAAGGAUGAACUGAUCAUUUCGCAGCCCGAUCCGGAUCCCCGAGUAGAGGUAGCGUGUUAUGCUAGAAACGGUGUUCCUGCACCCGACUUUGUCUGGCUACUUAAUGAUAUCAAUCUCAACGAAAUAGCAAAUUCCUCCAAAACGACGGGUACGUUCAUUUAA